This is a messenger RNA of Prosopis cineraria, 1153 nucleotides long. Its product is annotated as transcription factor MAMYB. The record is from RefSeq and is a predicted model, not a curated record. Gene Ontology annotation, molecular function: ribosome binding; Hsp70 protein binding. Lineage: Eukaryota; Viridiplantae; Streptophyta; Magnoliopsida; Fabales; Fabaceae. The coding region runs from base 46 to 1005 and encodes 319 amino acids. Gene Ontology annotation, biological process: regulation of translational fidelity; 'de novo' cotranslational protein folding. Gene Ontology annotation, cellular component: cytosol. The transcript has a single exon.
AAUUGGUAGGCUUGAGUUAACGAGGAACAUUAAAAGCUAGUGACAAUGGAGUUCCUGGACGACGACGCGAGGCCAAGGUUCCUCUUCCAAUCUCAGUCAAAAGCUUCUUCUGUACCAGAAUCACAAGCUUAUCAGAAGCCCAGCAAGCCAUUCCUCUUCUUCGCUAUCUCACUUUCUUCCCUUUUCUUUGCUCUCUCAAUUUUCUAUCUCCAAUCCGAACCCUUUCGAUCCCUCCUAAUAUGGCUCUCUCUUUCUCUACUCAUCGGUCCUUUUGCUCCCAAUUCCCUCACCGGCGGCGACAUCCGCGUCGGCCAUGGUUCAAUUGUUGAGUUCCCUGAUGAAGAACCCGCAGUCGAUGAAGACACUAACAAGAGGUCUUCUCAGAAGAGAUCCAAGACUCGUAGAUCUGAGGAUAUUGCUGUUGGUCCGAUCGCCUCGAUUGAUAACGUCAACGUGUCUGAACGGGCGGAGAAGAAGAAUCAAGCUAGUGGAGCCGGUGGAAAUGGUGUGGUAUUGAAAGAAGAGAAGGAGUGGACGGAAGAAGACGUUGAGAUUUUGAAGAAGCAGAUGUCGAAACAUCCAGUGGGAAAACCUAGACGAUGGGAGGUUAUCGCAGAGGCAUUCAGCGGGCGGCAUAGGACGGAGAGUGUGAUCAAGAAGGCAAAGGAAUUAGGAGAGAAGAAGCUAGAUGACACUGACUCAUAUACACAGUUUUUGAAGAAGAGGAAACCGGUGGAUAAGAGACUUGAGAAUGGGAAUGAACAUUUCGGAGGUGAAUCGGAGGAGAAAGCUGUCAAUGGUACUGGUGAAGGAUCUGGAAGUGGCUGGAGUUCAGGGGAGGAUAUUGCGUUGCUUAACGCUUUGAAGGCAUUCCCGAAGGAUGUUGCUAUGAGAUGGGAGAAGAUUGCAGCUGCUGUACCGGGAAAAUCCAAAGCGGCUUGCGUGAAAAGAGUCAGUGAACUGAAAAAGGAGUUUCGGAGUGCGAAAGCUGCCGCAGAUGCGUAGAUACAAAAAUGGAAAAUCCCUUGAGAUUUUGUCAGUUUAAUCUGCGAGAUUGUGAAAUUAUUUGAGAGGUAACUGAUACCUAUUUUGUUUCCAUUUAUAUUUCACUGUUAACAACUUGAGUUAAAGCUGAAUCAGUGAUGCAAUUUAU